This is a messenger RNA of Neoarius graeffei (lesser salmon catfish), 2599 nucleotides long. Its product is annotated as specifically androgen-regulated gene protein. The record is from RefSeq and is a predicted model, not a curated record. The coding region runs from base 1 to 1833 and encodes 610 amino acids. The transcript is spliced from 3 exons. Lineage: Eukaryota; Metazoa; Chordata; Actinopteri; Siluriformes; Ariidae.
AUGACAAAACCUGACGACAGUAUGGAGCAUCUCUCUGCUGAGGAGCGCGCAUGUCUCACAUUCCUGGAGGAAACCAUUGAAUCUCUGGAAGUGGAGAACGACAGUGGCUUGUCAAACAAUGAACCAGGUCAUGGGUCUCGCAGUCUGACAAAUAAGAUGGCUCACCUUAACUUUAUUAGCCAAGCUAAACCAGAGGAGCUAUCAGUCCAUGAUGAUCCCAAUAAAAUUUUGGGAAAAGACCAUAAACCCCACAAAUUCCUUGUCCCAACUCCACUAGUUUUAGCCAAUGGCAAUGCCAAAUUACUGAAAAAAAUUGAUUUCUCCAGUACUGAACAAAAACCAGCUAUACUGGUUGCCACACCUAAAUCCACUGCAUUUAACUCUCACCAUUCCUCAGCGUUACUGACUUCCACAAAUGGACCUGCAAUGUCCGGUCCAAAUCCUGUGAGACACGAGCCAAAUGCUUACCCAUCCAGCAAGCUGACGGAGUUUCCGCCGCCUUUUAUACCUGAGCCUCCAGUCAAACCUGAUUCUUCAAGUGGUGCUAUAGCCAAAGACAACCAUCCUAAGAGUAAUCCCAAUCCAAGGUCAGAUCAGAUGCACAAGAGUGUUUCAUCCAAUAUGCCAAUGGAGCUGCUUCCUCCUCCUUCAGACUUUAUGGAUGAGCCGGUACUCCUUCCACCAGUACACACUCUGCCAGCAGAGCAAAGCCAACUCCAAACCUCAACUCAACUCUCCUCACAGCUUGCAUCCCAAUUCCCAUUACAGCCAUGUCAAAGUGAAAGCAUGCCAAUUGCCCCUCCUCCAGGUUUUGAUGAACAUAUCAAAAUGAACAAGCCUUUAACACCUGAUUCUACAUCCCCAAGAGGACAGCUGUCCCCAAAUGAGAGAGACAAAUUGCAUGAAAAAGUAUCAAUGAAGAAAGGUCCUGAAAAAGUGCCAGUAUCUCCAGUAAAAUCUGCUCAUAUUGUGUCAGACCAGGCAAAUUCUCCAACCUUUGGUCCAGAUACCAGUACAUUCACUGUAGUGGACUAUGGAGAACCUAAAAGCCCACCCAGUGUGGCACCCAAACCCAAAAAACUGCCUUCUAGCAUUGUCCUAAAAAGCCACAAAGAUGCCACACCAGUUCAUUCCCUCAUUUCACCAGGUGAUCGUAUGAUGGUCAACCAACAGAAGGUCCACCUGGAAGCUCUGAAGAAACUUGGCUUGCUGAAGAGUGAUGAAACCGACUCGGGUGUGUCUCCCAGUCCACCACACAAAGCUUCUCCACAGACUUCCUUUAACUCAAGCACUUCUGCAGAACCUACUACUGAUUCUGGGCUUGUGCACACUGAGCACUAUUCAGUAGUCGAGGCACAAGGAAAAAGAGAGUGUUCAUUUUUUCCUGUACACCCUGAAAAAGGAGAAAGAGAAAAUCUGUUGAUCACAAGGGCACCAAGUCCAAAACCCUUUGAAAUGAAAUCGGCUUCCAUGGAGCGAUCAGGUGUAGGUUUGAAAAGCCUUACACUCGAGAAUCCAUCACAGUUUAUAAGCCAGGAAGAGAAUCCUGACAAUGUGAUGCUUCCACUUGGACAUCUGCAAAAUAACCGAUCUCGACCUGCUUCCGAGGGAAGCGGGACAGACUUCAGUAUCAACCAGAUACCUCCUGAAUCAAGCAGAGAGACAGAGCUCAGGAGGUCUUUGCCUAAUCCUGCUCCGUCACUAGCACAGCCAAAGGUUGAGCCCCAGAAGUCUCUUCGGUCAUAUGGCAUCAGCGUGGUCAUCUGUCCACAGAGCAAGAAUGGUGAGGACCGCAAGCAGGCUCUGAGGAGAUUGGGACUGUUCAAAGACUAAGGUUCAAAAUGUUUUCCCAACAGACUGUAUAUUGGACUUCCUGAUCAAGAUUGCUUCCCAAAACAGUAAGAAUGCUGAUCCAGGAUAUAAGAUGUAUAUAUUUUAUUUUCUAAUCAUUAGACUGGAAUGGGGAGGCUAUGGUGUAGCACUUUUAUUCUAGACACAAGUUUCCAAUCCUAAUCCUGGAGAACCCCUGGUCCUGCUCAUCAGCAAAGAAACAUCCCUUCCUGAGUUUUGAAGUGGGUGUGUUACAGCAGAAACUAGCAUGUGCAGGUAAGUGGUCUCCAGGAUGAGGUUUGGGAGCCUGUCCUGUAAAAUGUAGUUACAAAUGGGUCUCUGUAUGUACACUGGACAUUAAGAAAGGUGCUGCAUGAAAACAGUACCAAGGGCAUUCUUUGAAUACUUGGACAUUCUGGAUGUGCUGGAACCUUUUUACUUUGGUGGAUAAGUGUAACAUUUAGUAAGUAUAGACUUUGAUUAAGGAAAUCAAAAUUCAUCCACAGUGUGCCUGCUGCUGUGCUGUUUCUAGCUGAAGGAUCUGUUAGGAAACGUGAAGGAUAAUUACAAAUGUCUUGACUAAAAUGCUUAGUACGAGGUGUUGCCAUUAACAGACAGGCCUUGCACUCAUCGUGCACAAGUUACCCUACUGUGGCUUUUUUUUUUUUCUUAGAGAGGUCUUUGUUAUUGAGAAUAAGGGCAAAAUCUCAGUCUAAACUUUGUUUAGCAAUGAAAUUCAAACUGUUCUUAAUUAAACUGUUCUACAAGC